Messenger RNA from Penicillium salamii, 2733 nucleotides. The record is from the annotation of a GenBank genome assembly. Lineage: Eukaryota; Fungi; Ascomycota; Eurotiomycetes; Eurotiales; Aspergillaceae.
AUGGCCCGUGUCAUGGGGAGGGCCGCCUCGGCCACAGCCAGGCGCACUCCUAGCCGGGCUGUUCAGAGGAGAGCUCGAAGACACAAGGUCAUCAUGGAAUCCGUGACCCAAGAAAAGAAGAAGCUGCGAAGUGUGGUGUGUAUUCCCUGUUUUGAAAUGUCCAGCUCGAUACUGAUAAAUCAGAUCUGUUUUGAAGCACAAGCGCCAAGUGGCUACACGUUCAUUCCGGCAGGCAACCCGCAACUCACCACGGCCUGUAAAGAGAGGUGUCGCAAAGAGGGCCUCCAGAUCCAUGCAGUAUCGACCACACCACACCACAAGACCCACAACCUGUCUCAGCAUGUUCAUCGGAUAGGAUAUCACUUCCCCAGCACUGUGGUGGCAGCUGUCUGCUCAGAGCUUGGCCUCUACCUCACAAGCACUGGUAAAACGAUGCCUAUCUAUGCCAUGGGAAGGGUGGACAAUAAUUCGCGUGCUGCAUCGGAAGUCUCUCAAGUAACGCUCAACACAGAUGCGCGAGAUGCUAUGAGGGAUUUAUUCCCCAAUAUCCCCGACCAAGAUUUGAACCAAAUCAUCAAGACCGCCUUUCAAAAGGGCCAGAAGAAAGUUGGAACAGCCACUGAAUUGCCUCUGGCUCGCAGAGCGCAACUUGCGGUGGUUGCUCAUAUUCGGCAUGUUUACACUAACUACGAUCGCCUGUUAAAAACGACUUCAUUCCACGAGGCAAGAACGACCGUCGAGCACCCAACCUUAGCCAAAGUCAUUGAAUGGCGAGGGGAUGAUGAGAACGGCCAGACCGUCCUCGAGGAUGUCUUCCGCGAGGUCAUUGUUAUCUCCGACGACGAGGACAGUGAAACCGAAGAGGACGCGGCUUCUACGGCUGCCCAUCAAAAUACUAGGGUGGAAAUACUUCCCAACGAUGCCCGAACCCAUGAGAUUCGCACUCAACCAAUUAAUACGAGACCCGAGCAAGGUUAUCUCCGAGACAUAUCAGAGGAAGCACCACCAGGAUUCCGGUUUGUCACAAGGGUUCCGGCAAACAACUCCGUCGACCGUCGCGGAUUUAGCAGGUACCAAGCCUGGAACCGUGCCAUCAAGGAAUAUAGAGAGGGUAAUCAGGGCACCGAACAAUCGCGGCUCGCCGGUUCUCUGGCUGAAAAGCAGAGCCCGCGAUAUGCCGAGAAGCGUAUCGCCCCAGAAGCGAGCGCCAAAGCAUCAGAUCGCGGGCUCUGUGAAAACUAUCGGCGAGUCAUGCCGGUCAGCAUGGAUAACCACCCACAGCACAUGCCUGCCAUAAUGGAUCGAUACGUAGCCCAGAGACAUGUAGGUGUCCAGGAUGUUCACUCGGAAGCUCAGAAAAGUUCCUCGCAUAAAUACAACUCCAGGAAGUCCGGACUAACCAGCCAGAAAUCACCCGAGUUGCAAAUAUUGGAAGAACUCUCCGGGCCCCGGAAUAUGAAUGUGGCUCAUCCAAUCCUCCCUCCUUUGAGAACGGACCCUCGAACAGAAAGACUGCCCCCUCAGUCGGAGAACAGGUCAAAUGCCCCGGUGUUUGUCGGCGGACCCAAGGAAAAGCCUCAUAAUGGUGUGGCCCCGCUGGGACGCCGUCCUGGCACCGUCAAUGCCACUCUAGCUGGACAAGGUCCGAACACACAGGAGUCUGUUAUGCCAUCAAUUGAGAAUCCUUGGCCCCAAGAAACCCGGCGAACCGAUCACGCACAUCCUUUGGUGCACAUGGCCAACAAGAUGUCGCUUCGAUCAGUUACGCCGGGUCAAUCUCAGGGGGAACUGAAGCUUCACCCCGAUGUCAUUGAACUGGACGCUAGUGGUGACCAGCCCAGCAAAAGGAGACGGAACGGCCGUGAAUGUUCUCGGGUUGAUCCUCGUCCAGAGCCCCGAACUGCAAGACCCAUGUUCCCCGUCCCCGAAGGAUUCGGUCCCAGAGAAACUUACCGUCGUGCCGAGCCUGCUCUAGAAUACCGCCCCCAGGAUCAGCUUCAAUUCCGCCGGGAUAUUGUGCCAGUGGAGCCACCCCUUUCCGUAGGACAUCUACAUCCACAUUCAGCUUCUUAUGCCAGUGGCCUUGAUACAAGGUCAGUCAUGGAUCGCCAGCAUGUGGACUGGCCACGUGAGCCUCGUCCUCUAAACGGGGUCUCGGGUUCCGGUUGGCACCCUUACCAUGGUCGUAAUCUCCGUUUGGACCGCCCCAAAGAGCAACGGGGAAUGCGCCGAGCCCGCAUGGACAGUCGCAUUGUGCCAGAAAAUCCCCCAGAUAGGAACCUGUACGCCGAUGGAUUUGUCCGACACGUUGAUCACCGUGAGCCCCCUUCACACGAGUACGCCUCCCGGCGCCUCAUUCCCGAGGCCCAGCCUCAGCCCAAGCCCGUUGGAGAUGCCUUACUUUCCAGGAACAGGGAAUGGGAGCUGAACUAUCUUGCCACCAAGAACAUGUCUCAGUUCCAAGAUGAACAACUCAGCCGGACCAUGGGCCGCGUCGCUCGUCCUGAGCACCAUCGUACCUUCUCAGACUCUGCGCCAAAGAGCCAACCCCAUACGCCCCCUCCCCAAGUUCCUCGCGAAAGGCCACUCAGCGGCGGGUUCAUCUCGCGUCCACUCUACAACCCCCCACAGGAGCAAAACCGCCCAGUCUACGUCCAGGCAGUCGAACCUCGAACAGAACGUCAACCAUUCCAACCCAUCCUCGACGGAAGGCAUUUUGUCGUCGUUGAUUAA